Molecule: messenger RNA, 864 nt
Organism: Penicillium pulvis
Lineage: Eukaryota; Fungi; Ascomycota; Eurotiomycetes; Eurotiales; Aspergillaceae
Exons: 1
Coding region: 1-864 (287 amino acids)
Source: RefSeq, a predicted model, not a curated record
AUGUCGACAAUUGCUUUCUUCGGUCCGACAGGUGGAUGCGUCAACGCAUGUCUCGCACACACCCUACUGAAUGGCUACAAAGUCAUCGCUCUAGCCCGCACACCAUCAAAACUCACAACACAACUCCUCGAGCAACCGGGCCUAACAACUGAAAUACUGGAUACCCAGCUCAAAAUCAUCCAAGGAGACGGAACGGACAUCGAAGCUGUAAUGAACACAAUCAUAACCUCAGAAACCGAAUCCGACAAAUCAGCUCAACCUACACUGGUCAAUUUGGUCAUCUCCGGGAUGGGCGGCACAGGUACAAUGGCAUUUACCAAGCCAUGUGAUAAGAUGUCCAUGCGCGUCCCAACUCUACCGCAUGUAGUGAUCCCGAAUCCACAUGUCGCGGAACAAUUCACCAUGACUUUGCUUGAGGCCCUGGGACAGAUUGCGGAGAGGUUUGACAGUUUUGCUGAUUAUGCGGCUGUCGCUCCGCGGGUGAUGGUCAUUUCUGGGACGGGAAUCAAGGAAGGAUUGAACGAUGUUCCAUAUUUGUUUAAGAAGAUGUAUGAUGUGCUUCUUCCUAUUCCGCAUGAGGAUAAGAAGCAGAUGGAGAGGCUUUUGGAGACGGAGAGGAAACAGAGGCAGAGUUUGCUUGUUGGGGGGUUGAUUAUUGUGCGACCUAGCUUUAUGGAGGGGGAUCAUAAGAUUGCUGCUCCGGGUGUCGAUGAUCGGUAUGAGAAGUUGAAGGUUGGGACAGAGAAGAAGCCGGCGGUCGGAUAUAUGAUUCCGAGGGCUUGGGUUGGACGGUGGAUGUUUGAAGAAAUUGUUAAGACCGGUGGGGACAAGUGGGUUGGGGAGGGUGCGAUCCUUACUGCUUGA